Messenger RNA from Exophiala aquamarina CBS 119918, 1080 nucleotides. RefSeq lists its product as uncharacterized. The transcript has 3 exons. Lineage: Eukaryota; Fungi; Ascomycota; Eurotiomycetes; Chaetothyriales; Herpotrichiellaceae. The record is from RefSeq and is a predicted model, not a curated record. The coding region runs from base 1 to 1080 and encodes 359 amino acids.
AUGUCGAUCGAAGCAAACGCCAUGGAGACGCCAUGCCAUCGUGAGUAUUUCUUUGUCAGUGGAACCUACGUGGAAGAUGGCUCUCCAAUGGGUGGCUACACAAUGAAAGACCAGACAUAUGUUGAGUGCUUAUCACCGAUAGACGGGGUCAAAAAAGAGUUUCCAAUGAUAUUUGUCCACGGAGGGGGUCAAAGUGGCUUGAACUGGCUGAACACACCUGAUGGUCGAAAAGGAUGGGCAUCAUACUUCCUCGAUCACGGAUAUAUGGUGUAUUUGCUUGACACUGCAUCAAGGGGAAGAUCUGCGCCUGAUUUCUCGAAAAAACAUGUUCAUUAUCCCACUGGGUUUGUAGAAUCUCAGUUUACGGCGACAAGGAUUGCGGCCAAGUGGCCACAGGCUAAAUUGCACACUCAAUGGCCUGGUAGUGGUUUGGCUGGUGACAGCAUUUUUGACCAAUUUUAUGCGUCAACAUUUCCAAGUAUGUUCGACCUUGUUGCCUAUCAGCGGGCGCAAAAGAGAGGCAUUUCUGCACUGCUCGAUCGGAUUGGACGUCCAAGUAUCCUAAUUAUACACUCUCAAGGUGCUCCUGGUGGAUGGCUCGCAGCCGAUGCUCGUCCGGGGCUGGUCAAAGCCAUCAUUGCGGUUGAACCAAAUGGGCCUCCAUUUGCAGGAACUCAUCCACAUGACGGGUCGAUUGCGAGACGCUGGGGUGUUACUGAUGUACCAAUUCAAUUCUCCCCACCGAUAUCAGAUCCUUCAGAACUUUGUCUCAUUACUAUCCCACCGUCAGAAAGUGACAAGGAAUCUAUCGUGAUUCAGGAUGAGAGUGGUGAUCAUGUCGUCCAUAAGUUGAAGAAUCUCCAACACAUACAGGUCUUGGUGGAAGUGGGUGAGGCGAGUUAUCAUGCCCCAUAUGACCACGCAACAGUAGCUUUUUUGAAACAAGCUGGUGUGGAGUGCGACUUUAUCAGACUUGAAGACUUGGGUAUCAAAGGGAAUGGCCAUAUGCAGAUGCUGGAAAUGAACAACCUGGAAAUUGCAGCAGUUUUGAACAAGUGGAUAGAGGAGAAAGUUAAAUAA